Molecule: messenger RNA, 7592 nt
Organism: Catharus ustulatus (Swainson's thrush)
Lineage: Eukaryota; Metazoa; Chordata; Aves; Passeriformes; Turdidae
Gene: EMILIN2
Product: elastin microfibril interfacer 2
Exons: 8
Coding region: 1-3210 (1069 amino acids)
Molecular function (GO): protein binding
Source: RefSeq, a predicted model, not a curated record
AUGGAGCUGUGCCCGGGGCCCGCGCCGCCCUCGGGGUGGGCGCUGCCGCUGCUCCUGGCCCUGGGCGCCGCCGGGCUCAGCCACGGCACCCCGCACCUGCCCUACUCCCGGCCGGGCUCCCGCAGCAAGAACUGGUGCGCCUACAUCGUGAACAAGAACGUGAGCUGCUCGGUGCUGGACGGGACGGAGAGCUACGUCCAGGCCCAGUACAAGUGCGCCUGGAACCAGUUCCCCUGCGAGCCCACCCUGGUAUACCGAACGAGUUUCAGACCUCGGUACACAGUUGCAUAUAAGACAGUGACAGAGCUGGAGUGGAGAUGUUGUCCUGGCUACAAGGGGGAGGACUGCAGGGAAGGACCAGCAGAAAAGCCAAACACUGCUCGUCGUCCCGCAACGCCAGGGAGAGCUGUUGUGAAGAAAGGCACAGAUGCAGAACCAACACAAGCGCCAGAGCCUCCACCAUAUGAGAAGAGAAUGCAGUUUCUUGAGGACGAAUUGUUUAGACUUACACGAUCCGUGAUUGAGCUUCAGUCCUCCGUGGCAGGUGUGAAUGAAAACCUGAAGCUGACUGUACAAGAGGAUGCUAGCAAGAUGUUGGUCACUUGGCUGAACAACCUUUAUGACCGCCCAGAGCCUGACAGUGCAGUUGGUGGUGAAACAGACACUAUUCAGCUGCCAGGACUCCUCAACAAUAAAGAUCAAAAAGACCCUUUUAUUGAUUUUGAAAUGGAAGAUAUAAAAGCUGAGCUAGCUGAGGUCAAAGAAGCCUUGAAGAUGAGGAAUGAUGAGCUGGAGGAACUGAAUGGAAAAGUAAAAGGCUAUGAAGGACAAUUAAAACAACUGCAGGAGGCAGCACAAGGACCUACAAUAACAAUGCCCCGUGACAAUAUAUAUCAGGACUAUAUAGACUCAAAAUUCGAGUCCCUCAGGCAAGAAAUAAUGGAAAGAUUUGAAAAGAGAAUGGCAGAUCUGAAGAACUCCUGUGAAUACAAACUAGAGGAUACUCAGCCACAGCGUGAUGGCAGUGAAAAUAACUGUGCAGGGAUAAUCGAUGUUAUAAGAGGAAAAGAGAAUGACUUGAGGAAAGAAAUAAAUGCUCUCCGCACUCAGAUUCCAUCAAACAACUCCAGCUGUUGCAAGAAGGGUGAGGGAAAUGACUUUGACCAACAGUUGGAAGAUUUAGGUACAAAGAUUGAGAGAAUUAUGGAAGCACAGAGGAUCUUAAAUGUCAGAAUAGACAAUGAAAUAAUUCGAUUGUCGACUCCAGAUCUAGAAGAUGUGUUGGGGGAGAGGCUGGAGGAGCUGGAUGCAAGGAUGAAUAUUACAGAACGCAAUGCUGAAGAGCACUGCUUUUACGUUGAGGAGACACUCCGUGGAACUAUCGCUGCUGAGGUGGAUGAACUGAGAGACUUGUUCAACCAGAAGCUGCAGGCACUGGAGGUCAGGCUAGGCGGGACUAUUUUGGAGAUUGCCAACACCACGGACCCGGAUGGAAUGUUUGUUAAUCCUGGGCCUAUCCUGCCUAGUGAUGCAGGGUUUGCAAAUGAGCAGUUUUCAGCAGAGAUGAAUUUCGUGAAGGACAAACUGCUGUCGCUUGAGCAGCUCUGUGGGCAGAAAUGUCAGUCUGCACCGCGAGGUACAGAGGACCUUCAGAAAAAGCUGGAAAACUGUAACGACAAGUUCAACCACUUGCUUUUGAAAACAGAGAAUAAUUCUGUUCUCCUGCAGUCUCUAAAUAGCUCUUUUAAUGAGAAACUCAACUCAAUCAAGGGUAACCAACGCGACAUCCAGAAAAUGCAGAGAGACGUACGUGUAUUCCGAUACAAUCUAAAUGCCAUUGAUAAAGAUAUGAAAAAUCUCCAAGAUGGCCUGAGCAGCUGCAGGGAGCAGCUUCUGGGUGUCAAUUCAACAUGCAGAAAAACACAAAGAGGUGUCUUCCGAAAAAUUGAUCAAAUGCAGAGGACAUUUGCAAAUCAAACUGCUCAUUCCAGUGAUAAUUGCUGUGGUGAAGUGAAAGAGAGACUAGAACAAUUGAAUGACCAUAUGCUGAAUGAUCUUAGCAAGUGCAAAGAAAAGACCCAGGGUGUCCAGGAGGGUGUUUCAGAUGUUGAGAGCAGAGUCUCACAUGUUGAAAAAGUCUGUGGCAAGCUGGACUCUGUUUCAAAUAGCUUGCAGAAUAUAAAAGAAGGUCUGAAUAAGCACGUGAGCAGCUUAUGGAACUGCAUCCGUGAAAUGAAUGGAACAAUAGCAUCCCAUUCCACUGAUAUUGCUGGCCUCAAAAACUCUGUCCAACAGUUUCACAGUCAGGUUUCCAAAAUCACCACAGACAUUGAAGGCGUGCUGAAAUCUCAGCCUGACACAAGGCGACCAGAAGUACCGCAGCAGCCAUCGCCACCGUGGCCACCCGUGCAGCCCCAGCCUGGCAUAUCCCUGCUGCCAUCAAGGCCCAGGAUACAGCCCCCACGGCCGAGGAUCCCCCUCCUGCCACCACAGCUGAGACCUCCUCCACGCCCAGCCCUGCCAGGCUCCGCAGUUGUGCCACUGCUGCCUGGAACAGCCGGCAUCAUCCUGGAGACGGGGGAGGCAGGGCCACCCGGCACGGUGCUGAUGUCUGGGAGAGGGCGUCUCAGAAGUGCAGAUGGCCAGGCUGGCCACAGUGCCAUGCCCAUUGCUGAAGGGUAUGCUGGAGCACCAGGAUAUCCAAAGCCAUCUCCUUCUCCCACGGAUUCACAAGGACCUGCCUCUGCUGCUGUGCCCUCUCUGGUGUCAUUUUCUGCUGGGCUUACACAGAAGCCUUUCUCCAGUGAUGUCGGCGUGGUUCACUUCAAUAAAGUGCUUGUGAAUGAUGGGGACUAUUAUAACCCCAAUACAGGCAUUUUCACAUCGCCGUACGAAGGGCGCUACCUGAUCACGGCCGUGCUGGCCCCGGAGCGGGAUGAGUACGUGGAAGCGGUGCUGUCCGUCUCCAACGCCAGCGUGGCCCAGCUCCACACUGCUGGCUACAGGAGGGAACUGCUGGAGUACCACAAACCCUACUCGGGGAAACAGACCUGUGGUGGGCCUGGGACGUUCCACCUCGUUCUUCACCUCAAAGCUGGAGACGAAGUAAACGUUGUUGUAACGGGAGGCAAACUGGCCUACACAGACUCUGAUGAAAUGUACUCCACGUUUAGUGGAGUUCUCCUUUAUCCUUCCAUUUCUCAUGUUUAGGUUUACCUUGAACAGGGGAGAAGGGGAAGAUAUUCAGAAGAAAUUAAGUGUAAUAAAAUUCAAAGCUUUAAUAUAUUCAGUUUAUAUAUUUGAUUUCAGUGAUGGGUUUAUAUAUAGUCUAUACGGAAACGUUUUCCUUGUCCCUUGUUUCCAGAGGUAGCUACAAAAGACUAAAUGAACUGUAGCUAAAUGAGCUCCUUCCCAAGCCCUUGGUUACCUGUACAAGCAGAACAACUGUUUAAACAACAAGUGUGUUCUCAAUAGAUGCUUCUCCACUGUGCUCCUGUUAUUAUUCCCUAUUCAAUUGCCUUUGGAAUCUUUUCCCUAGUUUUUCAAAUUGUCCCUUGUGUAUCAAAGUUUACAUCUUCGCUUAAGUUUACAGUUGUGGUCAGCUAUUUUCAUGUUUUCAGUAAAGCAGAGCCAAGAAAGUGAAAUUGCAGUGGAUAUGGUUGAUGACUUUUUACUCCUUGUAUUAUUUAGUGAUGUGUGUUGGCAUAAUCAAUUUGUUCAGUGCAAUUGCAAACUGUGGUGGUGCAAACCAAAAUGAUAUUCACCUGCAUCAGUUUUCUUUUUAAGGGCCAAACACAGUGCUAGGAAACAAGGUGAGUGACUCAGGUGGGAGCAGCAGCACAGGGAGAAACUUGCCUCAGCUUUCCACUGGGCAGAUGUGAACACAAGGUGCAGUUGCUACUCCUGAAAGAUUUAGAAUGGUUAUUGUUUAUUUAUGGAGUAAAAAAAUGAUUGGUUAUUCACAAUGCUCUUGAGAUUAAAGAUUACUGCUGGAAAUUACUAAAACAGGUCAGAAAAAUCACAAUCAACAUUGCUUAGUUAGAAAAACAGUGAUUUUGAAAAGUUUAAAAAAAUUACAGGGUUUGUUUCUGGCAGUCCAGCAGUAUUUGUGUUAGAAGGGAAGUUUUUGUCUUUGGUGCAUUGUAGAAGACAAAUCAGAGAAAAAAUGGUUGAUAAAGGAAAGCAGUGUUAUUAGUCAAUAUUGUCAAUGGACAAACCAACCUUCUGGCACAGUUGUUACAGCCUCCUGCAUUGGGGCUUUUGAGUGAGGUUUGUUUUAACACGCAGCAUCUGUUUAUAUGGAUAAAGCAGCUUUCUUAGCUUAAACAGAUAAACACAUUUGAGGCAGAAAUAUUUUAUUUUGCACACUAGCCACUUCUCAGUGGCGGUAAUAAAAACAAUGUUUUGGCUCUUAGGACUUAGCAUUUUGAUCACUUUUGUGGCUGAAAAGAAAUCUAGCCAUGUUUAACUGAGAGCAGGACUGUAUAUUCAUUUUUCACAUGUACAUACAUUUGUCACCUGUACAUUUUUUAUAUCAAGUGACCUUUUUAGUAGUCUGUCCAUGCCACAUAGAGCUGUAUUUAUCAUAGUGGUUUGUGCAGUGUAUUUUACUUAUUACAAAUGCAGAACAGCUGUUUGUAGCCUCAGAACAAACAAUUUUUUUAGGUGAGGGAAGAACUCCCAGCGCUGUAAAGCAGCGCAUUAUAUUUAGCUGAAGCCCUUGCCCUCUGAGGAGAUCAGAUGAAGACUUGUGCUUUUGUUACUUUUAGUUUUGGAACAGAUACUCCCUAAUAACUGUGUUUCCAGGCAAUGAGAUGGGGCCUUCCCAUAACAAACUAUCACAUCCUGGAAGCUGAAUUGCUUUGAGAAAUGCAGGCAAAAAAACCCUUUCUGUCCACAGAGGACCUCUGAGUCAGCCCUAGUGCAGCUAGGGUUGCACUGGGGGAGUUGUGAGCACAGGGAGGAAACUCUGAGUGGAGUUUUAAAGCACCUGAUUUGGGAAGAUCUCUUGGCACCUGAUUUCCAGAAAUGAUGGUGCUGGAGAUAUGCAGAGGUAGGGCUGGCUGUGUUCAUAGGAGGAAGGCUGCUUCUGACAGAGCAGCUGUUAGUAGCCAAAGAUGUACAGUGAAUUGCACUGCAUGUGUUGCUGGACCUGAGCAUUAUCAUGCAGUCAGCAACCUCACACUUGUUCAAGGGGGGCUGAACUUCCUUUUGUCCUUUCUGUCCCAUGCCUUUCUAGGUCUCAGAAUGAUAGGGACAGACAGGAAGGGUUGUUUUCUGUGUUUUCAAAAGCCAAGCAUAUCAUACUUUUUUUUUUUUGUUUGUUUUAAAAACAUAGUUUCUUGUUACAAAAGCCAGAGAAGCACUUUUCCUUUCAGGAUAUUUUUCACUCUCCUCAAGAAAACUGUGUUCUCUAAGAAGCUGGCUCCAGACUAUGUGUGACUCAAGAUUAUUGUUGCCUGUUCUAAAAAUGACUCAUAGAAACAAACAAAAUGAGCUGAGAGCUUAGGGAGACCUAGCUGGCAAACACAACCUUUUUGUUCCACCUCCCUCCAAGUGAGAAAUUUUUAAGAAUCAGCAGUGCAAGUUUAGUGCUAAGAGUUGCAAAUCAAUUAUUUAAUUAUUACCUAACUGCUCCAGGAGAUUCCUAAAUCCAACCCACAAAUCUUCACAAGCCCAGUUCUGCUAAUGGGACAGUGCUGUCUUCUACCAGAAAGUUUCCCUUUAGGAUCUGCUGCUGCCUGUGCUGGGAUGGUUUAAUCCCUCAUAAUGCAGCAUAGCUGGUAUUUGUACGCUGCUGUAGAGCAUUCCCUAAACUGUGUCACAGCAGGGUGCAAUCCCUUAUUUUGAGGACUCCUUUAGACCUUGCAGGGACAGCUUCUCAUUCAUCUCUCGCUGUGUGGGUGGGUAAAGCCAUGACCUCUAAGAUUCCUGCCUUUGUUGAAGGGGACUUGACCCUUAAUUUGCACUUCCUUGGUAAUUGCUGUAAUCAGGAUGGGUGUCACAGUUCCUCCUGAUUAGUUUAUUUUCCUGGAGUUUACAAGGUGGAAUAUUCACCCACCUGGGAUGACCACAGGGAUGUAGCCCAUCAGUAGGGAAAGGGAGGAUGGAACCUGAGUUUGUCUCUGCUCCAGUCAGUGCUUGGAUUAAAUAUUAAUAAUGUAACAGCUGGAAGAGACUCAGGCACAAAUGCAUUCAUAGGCCUGACACCUGACAAGGGUUGGCUCCACACAGAGCAGUCCAGCUUCAAAGGAAGGAGCAAGAGCCCUGCUCCAGAAUACCUUGAUGCUGCUGACAGAGCAUUUACAUCUUUGGUGAGAAUUAUCAGCAGCACAUGGAAAGGCCUGCACUGAAAAUAUCCAAACCAGAUGAGUCCCCAGGGCAGCAUCACUUGUGAGACAGGUGAGUUCCCAGAGGCAGGGCUUUAGCAGCAAAACAUCUGAAGCUAAGCCAGCAUGAUGACAGCCAGAGAUUUGGCUCUGGCCAAACGUGGCAAGCAUAUCCUAAAACCCCAAUGUGACAUAAAUCAGUCAUAUCCCCAGGAAAGACUGCAGCAAAGCAGGAAUGCCAAUUUUCACUGCAAAAAGUGUAAAAAAAUUCUACCUCAUUAUUUUAAUUUGCUAUUAAGAUUUCUGGAGACAGCGAAGACAUUUGUCUACUGUCUUUACACUUGGAGAACACUUAAAGCAUUGAGGACUUCCUGUGGCACUCUAUCACAUUUCCUUUCAGUGUACCCCAGGUUAGUUGCAGCAACUUUGUGCAGUGUCACUGAGACUCUAGUUGGUUUGAUGGAGCCAACUGGCCCCAUAAGAAAAAUUACAAAUCAUCAAGCAAGCUGUAGAAAGAAAGCAAUUUGACACACCAUGCCCAUCACCACCCUAUGCAGCUUUAAAAUGUGCUGAGACUGCAAGGUAAAGGGCUCCUCAAUUGCAAUAAUGACAUUCAAACCAGGAUUGAACUCUUUCCUGAGAAUACAGCAUGCAUUUGGAAGUGAUUGCUGGUUAGCUAAGUCCUUGUAUUGCAGCCCAGUAGUGGUUAUGGGUCUCUUUCACUGAAACUAGAAACACAUUUAUGGGCUCAGCUUGGAGAUGGGAGGAAUAGGCAACUCCACUGAGACUUUCUCAGCAGGUACAGGUCAGCUGCUGCUUGCUUCUGGAUAAUGGCACAGUGUUCAAAUCAUCCAGCUACCAGGAAUACCUGGGGGCAGUCUCCUGUCAUCACGAGACAGACUCGUGCUCCAGCCAACACAACCUUUUUGCAAUGUACCCUGCAGACUUGGGAUGGUGAAUGGCAGUUCUGCCAACUUUUUGUAUAUGGGAGACUUCAAACAACACCUUGUAACAUGUUACUGCAUAGGCAGGUUUUGGCAUUUAUUUUGCUGUCCUGAUUGUGGAAAAAAGAACAUUACUAACAUUUUUCAGCAAAAAGAACUGUGCAUUUCAAAGUAUGCUUUAGGUGUGCAUGUCUAUACAUAUAUUCAUGCAUAUAUAAAAAUAAUCUAAAAGGGGGAGAGAAAUAUCCUGGAACGUGAAGAAACCGUGUGACAGAAAACAACUGCAGAUAUGUCCAAAUAAAGCCUACCUCUUGUGUAA